GUAUCUAAAUGAAAUUGAAAAGGAUUUUUAGUUUUAUAGUAAAAUACUCAACUUUUAAUAUUGCUCCAAAUAGACAAAUUCAUGGCGUCUAAAAUAAAAAUCUAGUUGAACUUACUUCAUACCCCAAUUUUCAGUUAAAGAAUAAGUCAGUUACUCUUCUCAUUUUCAAAACCCUAUUGCAUAUAUGGAGCGAACCGUAUAAUGGGGUCACAGUUGUGGUGUCGAGAACUGAUAAUGAAUUUCAAUUUCAUACCCAUUAAACACUUGUUGCGUUGACAGCCUUUUGCGAUUACUUGAACAAAAACCUAUAGAGUAAAAAUAUAAUAUUCUUCAAUCUUUUUUGCACAAAAAAUAACUAUGUUGUUUUAAUGACCGGCAAGUAUAAAAUUGGGUUAAAAGUAGUACUUCUUCUUUGUUCCACAAAAUACAAUAUUUUGUCUACGAGAAGGAAAGGCUCACAACUAACAACAAUAAAGAUAUCUAAGCCUCUCAUGAAUAAGUUUUUUGUAUAAAGGAAGCUCCAUGUCUUUUGUAACCGUGUAGAAAAACGGCGAUAUAAAGGGGUGACAAUGUUCUCAGCCCUUUCAUAUCUUUCGGAAACUUUAAGAUGAAUGGUGAUAGUGCCAAACAUUAUGAAAAAAAACUUAAAACCGCGGAAUUUAAAUGUUUAAAACUAAUCAGGAAAAUAGAGAAUCUUAAACUAAAAAAUACAUUUGUAGCAAAGCUGGAACUACCUCAUAAAGUGCAAAUACCUAGUGAAUUCAGCAGGUAUUUUAAAUAUAUUAUAGGGGCUAGUGUGGUCGCCUUUUUGGGCUUUAUUAUGUCCUGGAUUUUUAAUCAGUUCUAUACUGAGAAUGACUGCAUUCUUCAACUGCCAUCAUCGUCUAAGUCUCUCUUUCGACCUCCAGAGGACUGUUCCAUGUGCAUAAACAUAAAGAACGUCACGAGACUAUCAGAUAUCACGGCCGAUGAAUUUGAGGAGCUGUUUGCGUAUACCACUAAACCUGUCAUUGUGACCGAUGCUACGAGAGAUUGGAGGGCGAUUAAAGAGUUUAGCUAUGAUUUCUUCGCGGACUUCUAUCUAAACGAGAAGAAAGGAAAGAGAAUCAAUGAUUGCUUCUAUUUUUCGUAUAAAUCUGGUUUGAAUUCUCUGGAAGAAGUGUUCACUAUGGACGAGAAACGCGCCAACCUCUCUGGUGAACCGUGGUAUGUUGGUUGGAGCACCUGUUACGACGAGGAGACCAGAAAACUAAGGAGUUACUACAGCCGACCUUACUUCUUACCAAAAACUGCCGAGAGUGAUAUGGUCGAUUGGAUCUUUAUGGGAGGACCUGGACAAGGGGCGCAUAUGCAUGUUGACUCAGUGCGUCACAUAUCGUGGCAGGCACAGAUUCGCGGUCGCAAGCAGUGGGAACUGGCGCCGCCACCCGAAUGUAUUUACUGGUGCGACUGGAUCACUUUUACUGUGGAGCCAGGGGAAAUACUGGUGGUGGAUACAAAUCGCUGGUAUCACAAGACCACAGUCCUGCCGGGAGACAUCAGCAUCACCAUUGGAGCCGAAUUUGACUGAUACUAUUAAAUUUUAAAACCCUCUUAUAAUUGUAAUGCCCCUACAACUAUUAUUUGCGGUACCAACUGUCACUAGAGGCAUUUUAGGUUUUGAGAAAAGAGCUAUCACAUCCGUCUCAGAAUUACUCCUAUCCAUGAACAGUGGUUAGCACUUUAUUCUAAGUACAGUCUAAGUGCGCCCCUACCUCUCUCUUGAAAAACAGCGGAUAAUAAUGCAGCAUGUUGUUUCUGCUAUUUAAGAUUAUUACUACUAAAACUAGCUCUUGAAUCUCUCUGUAUUUUGAUGAAAAUCACAUUAAAAUUGAUUACAUGUAAGCGUUACCGGGCACAUGGCAAGAGGAACAGAAAACUGAACCCAAGAAAUGGAAAUGAGGAAGACAACUUAGAAGGUGGAUAGACCAAAUUAAAGAAACAGCAGGCGGUACAUGUCCGAGAGGAAUGGCGGGAUUCUUUUGCCAAAAAAGGGCACACAGAUACCUAAAAGAAGAUUGAAAUAGAAACGUGUUUGAAUGUAAAAGUAUCAGUAGACACUUUCUUUUGCGAACUGUGGAAUUGACUACCGGUGGGGGUCUUCCCUUUGAGAUACGAACUCCAAGUAUUCAAAAUUACUCUAACUCCGCCAUCAAAGGCCGGCAACGCACUCACUAAUAGGUGACCAUGGGCUGCGAUGACUGCCACUAUUAUAUAUUAAAAUAUUAAUAUUGUUAAGUGUACUACUUAU
Pieris napi is the source of this 2290-nucleotide messenger RNA. Its product is annotated as bifunctional arginine demethylase and lysyl-hydroxylase JMJD6-A. Bases 608 to 1570 code for a protein of 320 amino acids. Lineage: Eukaryota; Metazoa; Arthropoda; Insecta; Lepidoptera; Pieridae. The record is from RefSeq and is a predicted model, not a curated record. The transcript has 5 exons.